Chrysemys picta bellii (western painted turtle) is the source of this 5099-nucleotide messenger RNA. RefSeq names its product cytochrome P450 11B, mitochondrial-like. Gene Ontology annotation, cellular component: mitochondrial inner membrane. The record is from RefSeq and is a predicted model, not a curated record. Gene Ontology annotation, molecular function: heme binding; steroid 11-beta-monooxygenase activity; iron ion binding. NCBI's taxonomy places the organism in Eukaryota, Metazoa, Chordata, Testudines, Emydidae. Gene Ontology annotation, biological process: cellular response to peptide hormone stimulus; aldosterone biosynthetic process; glucocorticoid biosynthetic process.
AGCCGGGCACCGGCUGCGCAGCGAGCCCCGCGGACCCUCCGUGCGCCCCGGCCAUGGGCCCGCCGAGCCAGCUCUGGAAGCGGCCCGCCCAGCGCCGCCUCUCCCGCUGCCUCCCGUCGGGGGCCGCCCGCAGCUCCACGGCCCCGGCGCUGGCCCCUGCCCCGGUCCCGGCCGCCGCCCGGCCGCUGCCCUACGAAGCCAUCCCCCGCAGCGGCCGCAACGCCUGGCUCAGCCUGUACCGCCUGUGGCGGAGUAACAGCUUCCCGCGCUUCCACCUGGUCAUGCAGCGCAACUUCCAGCGCCUCGGGCCCAUCUACAGGGAGACCGUGGGCACCUACAACUGCGUCAACGUGCUGCUGCCCCGAGACGCGGCCCAGCUCUUCCAGUCGGAGGGGAUCUUCCCGCGGCGCAUGGGCAUCGAGUCCUGGAUCGCCCACCGCCAGCUCCGCAACCACAAGUGUGGCAUCUUCCUGCUGAACGGGGAGGAGUGGCGCUCGGACCGCCUGAUCCUCAACAAGGAGGUGAUCAGCCCUGCGGGCACCCGGAAAUUCCUGCCCUUCCUCAACGCAGUGGCCCAGGACUUUGUCACCCUCAUGCACCAGCGCAUCAGCAAGAACACGCGCCGCUCGCUCACCAUCGACCUCUACAGCGACCUGUUCCGCUUCACCCUGGAGGCAAGCAGCUACGCCCUGUAUGGGGAGCGGCUGGGGCUGCUGGAGGAAAGCCCCAACGCGGAGUCGCAGAGGUUUAUCAGUGCCGUGGAGACCAUGCUGCGGACCACCUUGCCGCUGCUCUUCAUCCCCCCGGGCCUCAUGCGCUGGGUCAACACCAAGCUGUGGAGGGACCACAUCGAGGCCUGGGACACCAUCUUCAAGCAUGCUGAUAAGUGUAUCCAGAACAUCUACCAGGAGUUCUGCCUGGGGCAGCCCCGGAAGUAUUCGGGGAUCAUGGCGGAGCUGCUCAUGCAGGCGGAGCUGCCGCUGGACUCCAUCAAGGCCAACAUCACGGAGUUCACCGCGGGCGGCGUGGACACAACUGCCAUGCCCCUGCUCUUCACCCUCUUCGAGCUGGCCCGCAACCCCAGCGUCCAGACGGCCAUUCGCCAGGAGAUCGCCGAGGCCGAGUCGCAGGGGCCACGGGAGCUCUCCAAGGUGCUGAACUCCAUGCCGCUGCUCAAAAGCGCCCUCAAGGAGACACUGAGGCUCUACCCUGUGGGCAUCACGGUGCAGCGCUACCCAACCAAAGACGUGGUGCUCCAGAACUACCGCGUGCCGGCUGGGACCCUGUGCCAGGUGGGGCUGUACGCCAUGGGCCGGAGCCCGGAGGUGUUCAGCAACCCGGAGCGCUACGACCCCAUGCGCUGGCUAAGCAAGGAGGAUAACAGCUUCAAGGCCCUGGCCUUCGGCUUCGGGGCCCGGCAGUGCAUCGGCCGCCGCUUGGCAGAGACCGAAAUGAUGCUGUUCCUCAUGCACGUCCUGCGGAACUUCCGGAUCGACACGGUGUCCAAGGCUGAUAUUAAAACCGUCUUCGGGUUCAUCCUCAUGCCGGAGAAGCCGCCUCUGCUCACGUUUCGGCCCAUCGACUGAGCCCCUCACCCUGGCUCCCCGCCUGCUCUUUCUGUACCCUGGGCAUGGGGGAGGGGAGGAGGAAUCCAGCAGCCAGGGGUGGGAAGGGGGGGUUGUGCUAUCGAGACAGACCCCUCUCCAAGGCAGGGCAUCGAGCUGGCAGCCCCUCCCCCCCGAACAUGCUAAGGCAGCCUGGUACAGAGAACAGCCCCCCACACACACACCUUGUAACACAGAAGUAGGUGCAGACCCCACAGCCAAUGGGCCCACCCGUGGAUCCCGGCCGCGUGCUGGGGUUUGUAGUCUCUAUGGGCUACAUAACAUGGGAGGAGGGGGGCCUGGGGCCACAGUUCAGCCACCUCUAUCCUAAGGGCAUCCAGUCCCCCUUUGCCCAUCUGCCGAGAGGGGAAAGGGGUCUCCUUCACUGGGAGAGACCCAGUGCCGGCAGGAGACCCCACCAGCAGGGUGGAACCAUAAAGCCAUGGGAUGGGGCAGGAGAAGGAGGCAGGUUCUGUUGGAAGACGAGGAGGGGGCAGAGGUGCCAGCCCCCUCAUUUCUCUUAUUCAAAGAAGUGGCCAUCCCUCACUUCACGUCAAUGGGGCUGAAGCCAGCAAGAUGGCCACCGUUUCCCUCUAGUCCAGCUGCAUGUGGGAAGGAGGCUGCCCUUAAUAAAGAUGGCUGCCAUCUCCCACGCUUCUGUAUGAGGUUGAAGCUGUGCCCCAGGCAAUGUGGGUCCGGGGGCUGGAUGGGACACAGGGACUGUGAGGAGCAGCAGAGAGCGGGGGAUGGGGAAAGUGAGGGGAGGAAGAUGCAGAGUUAUGGGGUGCAGGGGAUGUUGGGUGCAAGUGGGAGGCUGGGGGCUGCAGGGGAGGUGGGGGGUACGGGGUGGUGCAGGGGCCAGUGAUGGGGUGGGAAAUGGAGGGGCUCGGAUAUCAGCUCCCGCAGCCUGCAUGUGUGGGGGGAAGGGGCAUCCCCUCGGAGCGGCCAGGGGAAGGCCAUGUUACCGCAUCAGCAGCUCUCAGUCCUGGGAGUUUGCUGCCUGCAGGAGGCGCUGUCAUGAAGCCAUGAUUCACACCCAGGACUUUCAGGGCUGGGCAGGCGGGCAGAGCUCUGGACGAGAGCAGCAGGGCUGAGGACACAGACCUGACCUGCCAUGAGCCCUUCCGGGGUGUGACCCUAGAGCAGAGAGAGGAGCCUGGAAGGUGGGCUUUGGGGCUUCUGAGACCCGCCCACAGAGGACCCCUGGGGCAGCAGGAGGCGGAGAAGUGAAGACCGUGCUGGGAAGUGGCUGGCUGCCCCCGGUCAGGGGGAGGGAGUCUCCAGCCAGGAGAGACGCAUUGUGAUAUUUCACCCCAAAAUUCUCACCCGCUGCCCAGCCGAGGAGUGGAGGGGAGUUAAAAAGGCAAAAGACAGACCCCAAACAUCACUGGAUUCUUCUUUUUAAGUCAUGAUUUUUUGGGCCAAGCUCCGGAUGUUUGAGGGUCAGACUCAUGGGUUUUGAUCGCUGGGGGCUGGCGGUUCUGACGCAGGGCCCAGCCACUCCCAUGGCAGGUCUAGCCCAGCCCUCGUUCUGCUGCCCCGUCUCACUCCGGGCAAACACUCUGGGCUGUAGAGCAGGGGUCCCCGAACUUCUCAGGGGCUCGCCCUCCCUCGCCCCGGCCGCCCCAGUGCCACAGCUCCGGGGGGGGGGGGCAUGGACGGGGGAAGGGGGCCGAGGCUGGGCCUGCAGCUGGAGCCAGGGACGGAGCUAAGGCUGGGAGCGCGGCUGGGGUCGGAGCUGGGAGCGGAGCAGGGCUGCACACCCCCCCGCCCCGGGGGACUCGCCCACAGUUUAGGGACCUCUGCUGUAGGGCAGGUGACAGCCUGAGCCCUGGUGGCCAAUGCUGCCAGCCCUCUCCCUGCUUGGCUGCAGCAUCUCUUCCCCUCUCCUGGGCCUCUCCUGUCUGCACCAGGCAUUUGUCUGCUGCCGGGAGGCUGUAUUGGAAGUAUUUUCUCCCUUUGUUAAACUGUUCAUCCAUUUGGACUAAGGCUGAGGUGUGUGAAUUUGGCAACCUUGGCUUGGCGGAUGUAUAGAAAUAAUUAUUCUGGGUUUGGGUUUAUCUACGGUGCUGAUUGUCACGGAGCAGCACAUAGGUGACGUCCGGCCCCAGAGAACUGGUUUGUAAGAACUGGUGUCAUGCCAUGUAACUGAAGUGGAGUGGGAGACGGAGUCAUUACACUAAACCAGGAUCACUUGCAAUCCAUUUCCCUCCUGGGUGGGGGUUAACAGCAAGGUCUCCCUAGAAACUCGUCUUUUUUCUUCCUCUGAGCAUUAAUUGUCAUGCGCCAAUGGCUGGCUGGCUGUAGGAGUUACAGUAACAAAAGGACAAAUAAGCCAUGGUCAAGGCAGACUUCAAGUUGCUUCGCUGAAAGCUCUUUUUCUGAAGUCAUUGACCAUAACGGCUACUCUGGUCAAAUGCAGGUGGUUAGUGUAGAGUAAUGCUGGAGCUGCACCUCUGUAGGAAUUCAGCACAGACACUGCUAGGCUCCCAUGGGCGGAGAUAAUCCACCUCCCCGAGCGGUGGGGGCUAGGUUGAUGGAAGAAUUUUUCUGUCCACCUAGCAGUGUCUACCCCAGGGGCUGGGUCAGUUUAGCUACAUCGCUCCAGAAUGUGGAUUUCCCCCACCCCUGACAGGCACAGCUAGACUGGAAGUUCCUAGCGUAGACCAGGCCUACUCUGCCAAAUGGAUUUCCCCUGCUCUGAAUACUCUAUAGGGGGUUAGAUUUCAUUGUACCUCUUGCAUAUGUUGAUAGGUGAUUUGUUGUAGAACCUUUGCUGCCCUGGCAUUCAGGAGAUGGCUGGUUCUUAUUCAGCUUAAGGCUGAAUAAUAACUUUGAAAGCACAAUAACACAUAGGUACGCUGGCCCUUGCCUGUGCGCCCCCAUUUCCCUAUUCCCCGGGGGAGGAGGCCCUUGAGAACAGGAAGACUUAGUGAGGUGUAGUGCAUUGCAGGGCUUGGGAAAGCUACCAGAGAGUUGUCUACACAGGCCGUUCUUUGAGAAGAGCAGUUCCUGAGUAACUCCCUGUGUAGACAAACCCAGAGCUCCUGGCUGCACAACCAAGUGUGGGUUGGGUUUUGGUUUUUUGAAUAGCAGGGUUAGUAAGUAUCGCUGGUUCUUAGCACAUGCUACUUGGCCAAAUAACUCAGGGCAGUUUCUUUACAGAACUCUAUACAUAAUUCAUAAUCUGACCUGCUCUCCGGGUUGUGCCACCAGUAUUUUAGGUAACUAGUUGAACUGCGUGAAUGCAAUGAUGUUUACAUAAGCAAGUGACUUCAUGGACAUGGAUCACUGACUUGGUACCUUCUGUCUGAAAGUGCAUAGGGAACGUAAUCGAGAACAGUUAUCACCAGGAAUGCAACUAUUUUUAGUAUACACCCUAUUGGAACUGCAGAGUAAAACAACAAAGGGGUUUAAACUGCUAUUUUGCAUGCAAAGUAAUAAAGUCUGAAGAUGAAGGGCCAAUAUUCUGCUGAUUAAAGAUUAACAUUUGGA